This is a messenger RNA of Oxyura jamaicensis (ruddy duck), 3795 nucleotides long. It is a transcript of the gene INHBB, whose product is annotated as inhibin subunit beta B. Gene Ontology annotation, molecular function: growth factor activity; cytokine activity. Gene Ontology annotation, biological process: BMP signaling pathway; SMAD protein signal transduction. Lineage: Eukaryota; Metazoa; Chordata; Aves; Anseriformes; Anatidae. Gene Ontology annotation, cellular component: extracellular region. The record is from RefSeq and is a predicted model, not a curated record. The transcript has 2 exons. The coding region runs from base 2083 to 3261 and encodes 392 amino acids.
CCCGAGCCCGUUUUGCCCCGGGAUGGGGGGAGCGGAGGAGGAUUCCCGUAGCCUCUGGGCAUCUGAGGCUACUGGCUGCUGGGCAUCUCCCCUAGCCCGUCGGGGGGCGAGGAUAUCGGGGAGAUACCCGGGGUUGCUCACCCAGCUCCGGGUUCCCGUUAUCUGCCGCUGCCGCCCCGAGACCCCCGCUUUGCCCCCUCCCCAGGAAAAUCGGCAGCCCCGGCAGCUCUCACCCGGCCCAUUCAAACAAACAAACAGAAACCCGCCCCGUCGCGAAGCCAACCCGACGGGAAACUUUCUAAUGACUUCUUCUUUCAAGUGCUUAAAAGGGAAGGAGCACCCCGGGGGAGGGGGCAUCCAUCUCCCGGCCCGGGGAGGGGCGGGGGGGAUGCCGGGGAUGCCGCUGCUCGGUGUCCGUCCGUCCGUCCUGCCGGGCCGGUGUGCGGGGUGGGUGUGUUUGCGGGAACCGGGAGGGAGGGAGGGGACGGGGGGAGUUAAAGAAGCAGCGCAGUUAAUAUUUCCAACACCAGGAAGUUACUGUAAUAGCCCAGGGGGCAAAAGACUUAACUUAAUCUCCUAAAUAGUGAGGAACCCAUGGCGUCUCUGUUAUAGGUUGGAGUUCCCACGUGGUUUUAACUCCUGUAUAAAAGUUUCAGUAGAAAGUGCCACAAUGUCGUGAUUUUGCAGGGGGGGAAAAUUAGCAGGAGGAGAUCAGAGGAAGAUAAGCGAGGAGCGAGCCGCUUCCCCGAGACCUUCCACUGCGGAUCCGCGAGGGAACAUCAGACGCGUUAAAAAAACCAAAACAAACCCAAACACGGCGUUCAAGCCAGCACAAGGCGAGCGAAAGAUCAAAAAGACGCGGAGAGAGAGAGAAAGAGGCAGAGAGGGAGACAGAUUAACUGGAGCGGCAGCGGCAGCAGCAACAACAACAACAAAAAUCACACUUAAAAUCAUAAUAACAAUAACAACAAUAAUAAACCCCAAACCACCGGCAAGGGAGAUCUCGUUUAAAAAGAGCGAGCGAGGGAGCGAGCAGAAGAGCCGGUCUGACCGAGUGGAUCCGUGCAGCCGCUCCUGGGAUCGCCGGGAUCCAGCCGAUCGAGUCCCCGGUGCGGGGCCGCGCCGGGCACCGCCGCAGCAUCCUCGGCGCUGAGCCUCGAAGGAAGCCUCCCCGCCGCUCCGGAGUGGGGCUCGGGGGGCCAGCCUCGCCGCCGGGGGGGCUGCCGGCAUCGGCCCCGCUCCCCGCAGCCCCCGGCUCCGCUCCGGGCCAGCUCGGGAGGGGAGCGGUGCGGAGCCGAGCCGAGCCGCCCGGGGACCCGCACCCACGGCCUGCGGCUCGUCGUCUUGCGGGGGCGGAGUGGGCGGGGGGGUACAAGUGGCACUUCUCCCCCCCCCUCACCCCCCCCUCCUUCCAGGCUAUAAAUUGGAUUGUAUAUAAAUCUGCUUCGUUUAUCUCCCUGACCCCCCUCCAUGACGCCGGACUAAAGAGCUCCUCUCCGCGGCCCGCCCGGACCUGCCGAAGCGAGCGAUGGACCAGGCGCGGCGCCGCCCGGGGAUGCCCCUCUGAAGCGGCGCGGGGCCCCGGGGCAGCGCGGCGCCGCCUUCCCCAGCUCCCCGGCUCCCCUCGCACCCCCGGCCCGCUCCCCCUCUCCCCCCCCACCCCGGGCUCCGCAGCCACCCCCUCACCUGCUGCCGCCCCCUCCCCCGUCGGAGAGCCGGGCUCUCGGUGCACCGCCAGCCUCUCCCCCCCCUUCCCUCCUUCCAUCCCUCCCUCCCCAACUUCGCCCUCGGUGCCUGCGUGUGCAGCCUCCCCCCCCGGCGGCACACGCCGCCGUUCCCCGGGCGCCCCCUCCUUCCCUCCUUCCCUCCUUCCCUCCCUCCCUCCUUCCUUUCCUUCGCCGGCCCCGGCCCCGUCCGCCCCCCCCCCCCCCCCCCGCGCGGAGCGGUUGCGGCCCCCCACUCGGCUGCCACCGCCCCCUCCGCGCCGCGGAGCGCUCGGAGCUCGGCGCGGCGCUGCCUGCACACGGGCUCCCUGCGGCGCUCCGGGUGGCGGCCCCCAGCUCGGCCCCCCGCUCCUCCGCCAUGGACGGGGCGGCUCGCCGGGGGGUGCUGGGCGCGCUGCUGGCCUGCGGGCUGCUCCUGCUGGGCGCCUCGGGCACCCCGACCCCGCCGGCCCCCGCCGGCGGCUCCCCGCAGGACACAUGCACCUCCUGCGGCUUCCGGCGGCCCGAGGAGCCGGGCAAGGUGGACGGGGAUUUCCUGGAGGCGGUCAAGAGGCACAUCCUGAGCCGGCUGCAGAUGCGGGACCGGCCCAACAUCACGCACGCCGUGCCCAAGGCGGCCAUGGUCACGGCGCUGCGCAAGCUGCACGCCGGCAAGGUGCGGGAGGACGGCCGCGUGGAGAUCCCCAGCCUGGACGGGCAGGCGAGCGCCGGGCCGCCGGCCCACGACCCCGUCUCCGAGAUCAUCAGCUUCGCCGAGACAGACGAUCUGGCCUCAUCUAGAGUCCGCCUCUAUUUCUUCAUCUCGAAUGAAGGGAACCAGAACUUGUUUGUCGUUCAAGCCAGCCUGUGGCUUUACUUGAAGCUGCUUCCAUAUGUCUUAGAGAAAGGCAGCAGGCGAAAAGUAAGAGUCAAAGUCUAUUUCCAAGACCCGGACACUAGCAACAAGUGGAAUGUGGUUGAAAAGAAAGUCGAUCUCAAAAGAAGUGGUUGGCACACUUUUCCCAUGACAGAGGCGAUCCAGGCUCUGUUUGAGAGAGGAGAAAGGAGACUGAACUUGGAUGUUCAAUGUGAGGGCUGUGAAGAGUAUUCAGUGCUGCCAAUUUAUGUGGACCCCGGGGAGGAAUCCCACCGGCCUUUUUUAGUGGUGCAAGCCCGCCUCGCCGAUAACAAACACAGGAUCCGGAAAAGAGGCCUGGAGUGCGAUGGCAGGACCAAUCUAUGUUGCAGGCAACAGUUUUACAUUGACUUUAGACUCAUUGGGUGGAAUGACUGGAUCAUAGCACCAUCAGGUUACUAUGGGAAUUACUGUGAAGGGAGCUGCCCGGCCUACUUGGCCGGCGUCCCGGGGUCGGCUUCCUCCUUUCACACCGCCGUCGUGAAUCAGUACCGAAUGCGGGGGCUGAACCCGGGCACCGUGAACUCCUGUUGCAUUCCAACCAAACUUAGCACAAUGUCAAUGCUGUACUUUGAUGAUGAAUACAACAUUGUGAAAAGGGACGUUCCCAAUAUGAUUGUGGAAGAAUGUGGUUGUGCUUGAUUUGAGGUGUGUGUUUUUGGGGGGGAGAGAGAGAGAGAACAUUCCCAUAUGAGAUGGUGUUGGAGGAAGUUUCACUGUGUAUCCAGGCAUCAGUGUUGAAAAGUCACUGUGGAAAAGUUUGACAAAAAAAAAAUCAUUUCACUUUGGUGUCAGGACAGUGGCAGUUUGUGGAUCUUGGACACUUAUAUAUCCUACCACUUAUAAGUUAAUGCUAUGAAAUAUCUUAAAGACACACACACACACACACACCGUGCGCACGCACACAGACACGCGCUCGUACACACACACAGACACCCACACACACAGACACAGACACAAGGCAGCUUGGAAAAGGGACAUGAGCACAGGAAGUCAGUGACCAGUGACAACGUACCUAAAUGCCUGCCAGUACGAGUGAACGGCUGCGCAGCUGUUUCCCCGCCUGCCGGCGAAGUCAGACCGAAACGAGCUCCCUUUGCUCAGGCAAAAGCACAGACUGCGAGAACACGACGUAUUCUUGCACGCAGGUGUCAAAAUGACCAAACUUAGAAAAAA